Limanda limanda (common dab) is the source of this 1880-nucleotide messenger RNA. RefSeq names its product post-GPI attachment to proteins 2 (gene pgap2). The record is from RefSeq and is a predicted model, not a curated record. The transcript is spliced from 6 exons. NCBI's taxonomy places the organism in Eukaryota, Metazoa, Chordata, Actinopteri, Pleuronectiformes, Pleuronectidae. Gene Ontology annotation, cellular component: Golgi membrane; endoplasmic reticulum membrane. Gene Ontology annotation, biological process: GPI anchor biosynthetic process. The coding region runs from base 243 to 1007 and encodes 254 amino acids.
UAUCCGGUAACGUUAAAGUAACGAGAAACAAAGUGUGUCCGUCCGCGUGAACAGGUGAGACGUGAGAGCAGCGGAGGGAACCGGGGAACUCACGUAAAGUCACACGUCACGCUGGAGACAAGCGGAAGUGCACCAGGCUAACGGCAGCUAGCUGUGACGCUAACAGGAAGUGCUAGAGCUCAGGGGUCUGGAUGGCGUCGAGGCGGGGCACCUGGUGGAGUCGACCCGGGCCGCAGUGAAGGAUGCUCCAGGGCCCGUACGGCGGCCUGGACCGGGAGCGGCCCCUGAUCCGGCUGCCCUUCACCAGCCUGGCUGUGGCCACGGUGCUGCUGCCUCUCACCGGCCUCAUCGCCUGCCUCCUGCUCUCACUGCUCUACCACUACGAGGACGCCACGUACACACACUGUCAGGUGUCCAACUACCUCCCGUCCAUCAGCGCCGCCAUCAGCCGCAUGCCGGAGCGCUACAUCUGGCGCGGCUGCAUCGGCCUCCACUCGGCGCCACGCUACCUGGUGGCCGUCGCCUACUUCAACUUCUACCGCAGCCGCUUCGCCAAGAGGCUGCCGGAGCUGCUGCUCAGCGGCCUGGUUCUCCUCUGCAGCCUCACGGAGAACACGGGCCUGCUGCUGCUCACAUACGUGUCGUCCACGGAAACGUACAGUCUUCAUAAAAACGGAUUCAUCGCGUUCAUAGGGAGCUCGCUGCUGCACAUGCUCAUUACGUGCUGGCUGUGGCACGUGAACAGGAGAUACUGUGUGAACCCAGAGGAAGUGACAUCAUACAGAUGGAAGGUGCGUCUCUUCCUGUUUAACGUGGGCUGUUGUCUGGCUGCAGCGUACUUCUUCAGACGCCACAACCAGUUCUGUGAGACCGGAGUCUACACCCUGUUCGCCCUGUUUGAAUACCUGGUGGUCUUCUCCAACAUGGCCUUCCACAUGACGGCCUUCUGGGACUUCGGGAGCAAGGAGGUGUUAGUGGCCACGCCCCCUGAGGACAAACGAUACUGAACUUAACGAAGCCUUGAGUCCGUUGGGACGUGGACGUGAUUCCAGCAGCUGCUGUGAAGAUGGACAUGUCCAGUUAGUUCUGUCAUCUGAUCAACACAGGUUCUGAGACCAGACUUUAAACAACACAACAUGAAUCCUCUUUAAUGAUGACUCAGCGGUUCUCUCCUGUUCAGCAGCCGUUUACAAAGUGUCCUCUGAGUGUGUGUAUUUUUAUAUUGCGUGAUAUGUAUAUUUGUGAGGACCAUUUUAAGCACAAACCUUACAGAGUCGGGACCUUUUUGGAAAGUGAGGACAUUUUGGCCGAUGGUCUCUUUCUCCGAGGCUGAAGACUUGGUUUGUGUUCAGGUUAGUCUUUUAGUUUAGAUCAUGUUAGGCCGAGGCGCUGGACAAGCAUUAUGCCAACGACAGAAGUACAAGAAUGUGUGUGUGGACCUUAAAUCAUUUAUUUUCUCAGAGAUGGUUUCUGUCAUCAGCAACAUAGACUCUAACAAGUUAGCAAGCUAGCAGUUUGGUAACAUCAAACGAGAAGAUGAGACUGUUCAGAGGUGUUAUUAACAUUUUGAAGAAUAUCUAAAAUGUAAGUUAACUUCUUGAGAUCCAUUGUUUCUGAAAACGUCAGCAAACAGGAAGUUAGCUUUGUAACUGCGGCUCAGUCCAUGUUUGUUUAUCAGGCGACUGUCGUCACAUUCAGCUGGAGACGAGGGACAGGAAGAGGAAGCUGAGAUCCUGAGCUGAAGGGAAUCAAACAACUACACAACCUUUCGUUCUGCUUCCACCUGCACAUGUUUGGUCCAUUUUCUGUACAACGAUAAUGUGACAUUUUCAGGAGUGUUUGUGGUUCAGUUAUUAAAUCGUCUGACAACAUAAAAGCUA